UUUGAAAAUUCUCACAGGAUGUUGAAUUGUGAUGUCGUCACUUUAGGACUGGGGACCACCAGCGAUGGAUAAGCUAGGAGCCUCGUCAAAUGACAGAACAAGUUCUCACUUAUGUAUUUUAUGAGGUAGGUAGGUGUGCCAGACCUGCUUUUAUUAGGUGUGGGUUUUUUUGCCAGAAUAAAUACACAUCUACUCACAAUUUCGAAGCAGCGCUAGCCGCAGGAGGACAGAUCCUGCAGCUGAGGAGCAGGUAGCCCGGCGGACAGAACCGGCAUCUCGCCAUGGCCACCGCGCGCUUCCCCGGGAAGAGUGUGGACGUGGCUGCCGCCAACUGGACACCUCCAGCGCUGGGCCGGCCAGUGUGUGUCAACGGGACGCCUUGGAUCCUUUACCUGCUGGAGGAGUGUGUGGAUAAUGUGUGGGAGUACUGCAGCGUGGUGAUAGGACUCAUAUCCAUGUUCUGUUUUCUGCUGUCCACUCUGCCGCAGGUCUAUGAGGCGUAUCGGAACGGUAAAGUGGAGGAGGCCAUGUCUUUUGGCUUUCUUUUCUUCCUCUUCAGUGGAGACUUGACCAGCUUUGCAGGCUGCUACCUCACCAGCCAGCUGCCUAUUCAGGUAGUCACCGUGGUGUUCUACAUCUUCACAGACCUGAUCCUCAUCUCACAGUUUCUCUACUAUAAGAUCAAAAACAACUCCAGCAGAAAAAGCCCUGUGUUAAAGUGGCUGUGCUUCAUGUGGUGUGGCGCUGCUACCUUAGUUCUCCUGGCUUUACCCAAACUCAUCAUUGACAACAGUUCAACUUUAGACACCCAGAGUCCAACUACCUCUAAAUCAGUGGAAAUCACUGGCUAUAUAUGUGGAUACCUGGCAUCCAUCUUCUACCUCUGCUCCCGUUUUCCCCAGCUUUAUAAAAAUUUCCAGCGUCAGUCUACAGAGGGCACCUCUUACCUGUUGUUUGCCCUGGCCAUGAUGGGCAAUGGAACAUAUGGGUUGAGCGUCAUCGUGGUCCUGCCUGCACUGAAGGGCUCCAAACAGACCUUCAUCAUCAAACAUCUGGCCUGGCUCAUCGGCAGCCUGGGAGUCCUCAUACUUGACUUCUUUGUGACUGCCCAGUUCAUUGUGUACAGGAAAAACAACUCUGCUAAAAGCAGCACACUACUCAGUGUCCCAGAGGUGGAGCCUCUACUGUGUGAGGAAAUGGAACUGUCACUGUUAUAGGACACAGAAUGGACACCGAAAUGGACCACGCAGUCGAGAAUGGACUGCUCAGUCUACGUUUUUUUUUUUUUAAACAUUCUGUGGAUUCUCUGUGGUAAUUUUUUUACUCAUAACAACUUUAGAGAACAACGACAUUUUAGAAGCAUUGUAGAAGGUACCAGCAGCCAUGAUGUUAUACCAGCAGGCAAUUCCAGUGCGCCUUGAUAGUCUUGAUUGAUUUUUUUUUUGCUGUUAAAAGGGAAAAAAAUGAUCAACUCUUGUAUGAUUUACUGUGGUGAUAAGGCAGGAAAAGCUGCAGAACAUAUCUGGUCAAUACAUUUUUCUUAACACAGGAAUUAAUUCUUUAGUGUCCUCUAUAGAGGAAAUUUGCUUUCACAAUCUGUACACAAGCAAACACAAGUCUGUGACAGUGCACCCAGGCUAUGUAAGGCAGGAAUGGCUAAGGGCACAAAAACAUGUCUCUCUGUUUCUCUCUCUAGGUAGGCGAGUUAAGAUCAAUUACAUGUUUUUUUCUGGUUAGAAAUACUGUCAUUUUUGAUACAUUUCUCCACUGAGAUUUCUUGAUUUUGUUUUGGAUAACUGUAUUUUUAUUGGCCAUUGGGGACCAUACACACCCAGAGGAAGAAGCUUAAUGCCAGACGACUCUUUACAAAUGCAAGCUUUAUGAAAAAAAAAUGAAGUGCCUGUUAUAUUUACACAUUUUUGACAGGGUAAAUACUGAUGUAGAGGAUUACUAGGAUGCAUUGUAUGGGGAUUUAAGUUUUCUUGCCUGAUUUGGUAUUUGAGUGCCAUUAAUUGCAGAGUUUGUGAGCCCAGUAAUAGACGUACCAACACAACUGUUUUUAUGUGAAGUUCAUAGUUUUUUUUUCCUGGUUGUUGAUUUGUGUAUGGUUAACUGUGGCUAACAGGAAAUUGUCACGAGCUAAACAUCAGAACACUAGACUCAUAGUUUGUAUGACAUGAAAUAGCCAGGAUGUGAAUGUGAUGUGAUGUGAUGUCCCACCACCUGAAUAAUGUUCAUUUAAUUUUGUAUAACGGCCUCUUUUCUAUUUCAAAGAGAUGUUGCAUUUCUCUGCUUUACACGUUGUUUGUGCCUUUUUUAAAUGAAAUUCAGUCUUGAUAUAAAUGCACUGUCUAUUAAUUUUAGAACUAAAUUAUUUUUAAAUUAAGUUUAAUUUCGUAACUAUUUACAGUGAUUUAUUAUAGCCACUGUUUUUCAUGGAAAAUGCAAUGAAAUGCUUUCUCUUUUUUUACCUUCUCUUAUUCCUACAAUUUGAUCUGUCUCUGUAUUGUGAGCAGUAUUGACCAUUUUAAAUAAUGGUGGCCUCUUUUGUAAAAUCUUCAUGACAUUCAAAAACAUUCAUUAAAGAAGACAUGACUUGGUCGAUAAUAUAUUUUUAGAUGGAUCUAAGAAUAUGAACUUUUUAUUAAUUGGAUGUUAUUGAAGACUUAUUGAAGUAAUGAGGCUCAAAAUUACAACAUUUAAGAUGUGCUUCUACUCUACUCUGUCAUGUCUGCUUAAAGCAGAGAAGAUGCUCUUGUGAAGUCAAAUUUAAAACACUUUUUUCUUAUUAGUUUCAUUACCAUUGUUCAUAUAGCAACAAAAAACAAAUAGAUGACAACAAACCAGAGGGAAAAUAUAGAACAAAUCGGAACAGAACAAAUCUAAAAGUCUUACUGAUGACAAGCACUUCAAGUUAUUGGACAUUCAUUUAGAUCACUAGCAAAACUAACAGCUCAUCAAUGUCGUGCCAAAUGUUACACAGUAUGUGUGGUGCUGCAAUCUGUCACCUCUGCAUAACUUAGGCGCUGUAUUUGCAGAGAUCUUCACAUUUCUCUACCUAAUUAUAGUGUGGACAUUUUAUUUGUCCCAGUGUGCAGGAAAAGCUGGCUUGCACACAUUCCAUAUAAAAAUAAAAAAAUAUAAUUAAUUUGGUAGCAUCCAAACAACAAUGUUUUAAAAAAUAAUAAUAAUAAUGGCAUAAGUUUAAGUUUAAUCAUAGCAUUAAACUUAAACUGGUCAUUAUCAUCACAAUACCAUGAACAACAUGACUGGCUGUUUUUUUUCUUUUUCUAUUCUUAGCCAGUCAGCUGAUGCAAUAAUGUUUAAUUAUGUAGAUAUUGGGGGAUUUGUUCUGACUUUGUUUACUGAGAAGGAAAUUUAUUUGCAAAUAUAUGCAAUUAGAGUUUAAAAUUUUCACCAAUAGAUUGCGUUUUUGCUAAUUAUUUUUGUAUUGCACGAUUCAUACUUUGAUCCCUUUUCAAUUCCUUUUAAAUUAGUCUGAUAUACUUUUUCAAUCUAGCACAAUAAAAUACAUUUUUAUUGUAUAUAUUAUUACUGAAUACUGUAGAACAUGUAGUAUUUAUAAGACUGUAGUUUUUACUUUAAUGGUCACACUGUAUUGCUAUGAUGUAUUUAUUUUCUUUAAAUUAUAACAAUCUUUUUUCAGAUAAACUGUACAUGGCCAAAUAUAUAGUAAUUUGAAGCUCUGUGUCAGGGUAUGUUUACUGACAAUGUCUUCUGAUAUUUAGUGUAUGUAAAACCACUGUAUUUAUGAUAACUAUGUAUAUUAA
This is a messenger RNA of Perca flavescens (yellow perch), 3791 nucleotides long. It is a transcript of the gene slc66a1l, whose product is annotated as solute carrier family 66 member 1 like. The coding region runs from base 282 to 1217 and encodes 311 amino acids. The transcript has 8 exons. Gene Ontology annotation, molecular function: L-lysine transmembrane transporter activity. Lineage: Eukaryota; Metazoa; Chordata; Actinopteri; Perciformes; Percidae. The record is from RefSeq and is a predicted model, not a curated record. Gene Ontology annotation, cellular component: lysosomal membrane.